AGAAAUUUACGUUCUCUCGUGUUGAUCGCGAUCUCUCGUUCUACAAUAGUCAAAUGUUUGUUUGAAUUGAAAUCAGAAAGGAGGCAGAGGAUCCCUUGUUCAAGAACGAGAGCGACAAACGCAUUGUAGUGGACAGCUGAACGCUCCGGAUCGAGAUACAUAAGUACCGUGGCUGGGUGUGUCAUAAUGCAUAGGCGUGCUAUUCUAGUCUUGAUAUGCGUGUUUUUGCAAACAGUUGCGGCUCAGCGUAGUCCGACAAUAUCUUACAUAUCACAAGAACAAAUUAAGGAUAUCGGGGAAACUGUAGAACUGGUGUGCUCUGUUCAAUAUGCACAGGAAUAUCCUGUUUUGUGGAUAAAGGCUAAUAGAGAAAGCUUACACGAGCAAGUCGCACUUUCUACUGGUACUGCAUUGAUAAUCAGAGACAGCAGAUUUGCCCUUAAACACGAUACAGCAUCUACUUCUUAUAUUUUACAAAUUAAAGAUAUACAAGAAACGGAUGCUGGAUUUUAUCAGUGUAGAAUACAAAUAUCUGUAAGUAAUCUUAUAAGUGCAGAAGUAGAAUUAUCGGUUCGUAGACAACCGAUAAUUAGUGACAACUCGACUCAAUCUCUGGUGGUGAGUGAAGGACAACCUGUCGUACUGGAAUGCUAUGCCAAUGGCUUUCCAUCGCCAAGGAUAUCGUGGCGUAGAGAAAACAAUGCUAUCUUACCCACGGGAGGCUCAAUCUAUCGUGGUAACACGUUAAAAAUAUCUGCCAUACGAAAAGAGGAUCGCGGAACAUAUUACUGCAUCGCUGAGAAUGGCGUUGGACGAGGUGCCAGGCGUAAUAUUAAUGUUGAGGUUGAAUUUGCACCAGUAAUCACAGCUCCUAGGCCGCGGCUUGGACAAGCUUUGCAAUACGAUAUGGAUUUGGAAUGUCACGUAGAAGCGUACCCUCCGCCAGCUAUCAUCUGGCUCAAAGACAACGUACAGUUGUCAAAUAAUCAACAUUACAGUAUAUCACACUUUGCAACUGCGGAUGAAUAUACUGAUACAACGAUUCGGGUUAUUACUAUAGAAAAGCGACAAUAUGGAGAAUACGUAUGUCGUGCAGCUAACAAAUUGGGUACUGUUGAAACAAAAGUCGAGCUUUUUGAAAGCAUUAUCCCUGUUUGCCCGCCAGCUUGUGGUCAAGCUCAUCAAGGAACUGGUGUAGUUCCAGUUUCUUCUGGACCUUUGGUAUUUUUAGUUUUAUUGACUAUCAUAAUAACAAGAAAUUUCUACGCCAAAUAUUAACUAUCCAGGUCUUCAGUGGGCAGGGGCAAAUCGAUGUGGCUCCUUCAAAUGGCUCUA
Molecule: messenger RNA, 1335 nt
Organism: Cyphomyrmex costatus
Lineage: Eukaryota; Metazoa; Arthropoda; Insecta; Hymenoptera; Formicidae
Gene: Lac
Product: septate junction protein lachesin
Exons: 6
Coding region: 187-1278 (363 amino acids)
Cellular component (GO): neuron projection
Source: RefSeq, a predicted model, not a curated record